Messenger RNA from Ilyonectria robusta, 909 nucleotides. Its product is annotated as FtsJ-like methyltransferase-domain-containing protein. NCBI's taxonomy places the organism in Eukaryota, Fungi, Ascomycota, Sordariomycetes, Hypocreales, Nectriaceae. Gene Ontology annotation, molecular function: rRNA (uridine-2'-O-ribose)-methyltransferase activity. The record is from RefSeq and is a predicted model, not a curated record. The coding region runs from base 1 to 909 and encodes 302 amino acids. The transcript is spliced from 7 exons. Gene Ontology annotation, cellular component: mitochondrion. Gene Ontology annotation, biological process: RNA methylation.
AUGAUUCCCCGACCAGCCGCGCGCCUCACACGCCUCUUGCGCUCGUCCAGUCUUCCCGGUGCGUCAACGUACUCACCCGAGUUGCUAGCAGCAUGGCAUGCGCGCUCAGCCGCGUCAACGUCGCGCUGGAAGCAACGACAGGGGCGCGAUUCGUUUGCCAGGGAUGCAAAGGUGCAGGGGCUGAAAAGCCGGGCCGCGUUUAAGCUGCUGGAGAUGGAUGCCAAGUACAGAAUCUUUAAGGGGAACGGGCAGACAGUAGUUGAUUUGGGCUACGCUCCAGGGAGUUGGUCUCAGGUUGCAAUGGAGAGAACGCGCCCUCAUGGCCGUGUCAUCGGUAUCGAUCUCAUCCCGGCCCAGCCUCCACGCGGCGUCACCACCUUCCAGGGAGACUUCCUCUCUCCCAACGUGCAGGCCAUGGUCAAGGCCUUCAUCGUCGAUUCAUAUCAACGCCAGCCGUUUCCACCAGACGACCAAGACUCUGAAAAUUCGUCGGACGAUGUCGACGGAGAAGACGUUGAUCGGCCCAGCUACAUUGAUAUGGAGCGUCAUGCCGUCGUCUUGAGUGACAUGUCAGCACCCUGGGAGCAAACAUCUGGUUUCAAUGUGAACACCUUGAGUAAUCCCUAUCAUAGGCUCAUGAACACGAGUGGCAAUACCUUCCGGGACCACGCUGGUAGCAUGGAUCUUUGCGCUGCGGCCCUGCAAUUUGCGAGCGACACUCUGAAAGCUGGCGGGCACUUUGUUUGCAAAUUCUAUCAGGGAUCCGAGGACAAACUUCUGGAGAAGAAGUUGAAAUCCAUGUUCGCCAAGGUGUAUAGAGAGAAACCUGAGGUGUAUGUCACGAACAUCGUUCCAAUCAUGACGGCAGCAGUGCGCGAGAAUUUCUUUGUAGAAUUUUGUGAUACCUAG